This is a messenger RNA of Chaetura pelagica (chimney swift), 1333 nucleotides long. RefSeq names its product pyruvate dehydrogenase (lipoamide) alpha 1 (gene PDHA1). Gene Ontology annotation, cellular component: intracellular membrane-bounded organelle. Gene Ontology annotation, molecular function: pyruvate dehydrogenase (acetyl-transferring) activity. The record is from RefSeq and is a predicted model, not a curated record. Bases 1 to 1224 code for a protein of 407 amino acids. Gene Ontology annotation, biological process: pyruvate decarboxylation to acetyl-CoA. The transcript is spliced from 12 exons. NCBI's taxonomy places the organism in Eukaryota, Metazoa, Chordata, Aves, Apodiformes, Apodidae.
AUGACACGAGAGAGCAGUUUUACUAGAAGAUCUUCCUGUAUACGUGUUGGGACUGUGUAUCCAAAAGUAUUUCCUAAUUUACAAGGAGCUGUUAGUGAGACAUCUCGAGUGAUGGUAGCGUCACGUAACUAUGCAGACUUUGCAAGUGAAGCUACGUUUGAAGUUAAGAAGUGUGACCUUCAUCGCCUAGAAGAAGGCCCUAGUACCACAGCAGUGAUGACUCGAGAGGAGGGUCUCCAUUACUACAAGACAAUGCAGACCAUCCGACGCAUGGAGCUCAAGUCUGACCAGCUGUACAAGCAGAAGAUUAUUCGUGGCUUCUGCCACUUAUACGAUGGCCAAGAGGCUUGCUGUGUAGGGCUUGAAGCUGCCAUAAAGCCUACAGAUCACGUCAUAACAGCUUAUAGAGCUCAUGGCUUUACCUACGCACGUGGAGUACCUGUCCGAGAAAUUCUGGCUGAACUGACAGGUCGAAAAGGAGGAUGUGCAAAGGGAAAAGGAGGAUCGAUGCAUAUGUAUACCAAAAACUUCUAUGGUGGCAAUGGUAUUGUUGGUGCUCAGGUUCCUCUUGGAGCUGGGAUUGCACUGGCCUGUAAAUACUUCGGUAAAAACGAAGUCUGUUUGACCUUAUAUGGGGAUGGUGCCGCCAAUCAGGGCCAGAUAUUUGAAACGUACAAUAUGGCUGCCUUAUGGAAGUUGCCUUGUAUUUUUAUCUGUGAGAACAAUCGGUAUGGAAUGGGAACUUCAGUUGAAAGAGCUGCAGCCAGCACAGACUAUUACAAAAGGGGAGACUUCAUUCCAGGGCUCAGGGUGGAUGGCAUGGAUGUUCUGUGCGUUCGAGAAGCAGCAAAGUUUGCAACUGAGUAUUGUAGAUCUGGAAAAGGUCCUAUUGUGAUGGAGUUACAAACAUACCGUUAUCAUGGCCACAGUAUGAGUGACCCUGGAAUAAGCUAUCGUACUAGAGAAGAAAUUCAAGAAGUGAGAAGCAAAAGUGAUCCCAUUACUCUGUUGAAGGACAGAAUGGUCAACAAUAACCUUGCUAGCAUUGAGGAAUUAAAGGAAAUUGAUGUGGCAGUAAGAAAGGAGAUUGAGGAGGCUGCUCAGUUUGCUACCACUGACCCAGAGCCACCAGUGGAAGAACUAGGUAACCACAUCUACUUCAACGAGCCACCCUUUGAAGUGCGUGGUCCAAACCAGUGGAUAAGGUACAAAUCUGUCAGCUAAAGGCCUUCCUCUUGGCGUAACUUAUUCAUAAGAAUAAGUGAAUGUAUUUACAGGAACUAUAAUGACUCAGAAACAAACCUUAAGCUUAUUUAAAAGCUCUUUCAAAAGA